UCCGUCGCUAGUACCAUGCUGGACAUAUUCGGCUCCAUCCCCACCCAGAUGGACUACAAGAGUCAAAAACUAGCAGAACAGAUUUUUCGAGGGAUCAUUCUUGUUUCUGCGGUAAUUGGUUUUAUCUAUGGCUACGUCGCUGAACAGUUCGGUUGGGCUGUCUAUAUAGUUAUGGCUGGGUUUGCUUUAUCGUGCCUGCUAACAUUCCCUCCAUGGCCUAUGUACCGCCGCAAUCCUCUGAAAUGGCUACCUGUCCAAGAGUCGGGAACAGAAGAUAAAAAGCCAGCAGAGAGAACUGAAAAGGCAUACUCAAAGUUGAAGAAUAUGAACCCUCAUGAUGUAACAUUGGAGAAUUUUGCUUCAUUAAAGGUUUCUAGGAUGAUAAAAAAAAAACCUAGAAAAAUCAAUAACUAG
This is a messenger RNA of Terrapene triunguis (Three-toed box turtle), 414 nucleotides long. Its product is annotated as signal peptidase complex subunit 1-like. The transcript has a single exon. Gene Ontology annotation, biological process: protein targeting to ER. Bases 16 to 414 code for a protein of 132 amino acids. Gene Ontology annotation, cellular component: endoplasmic reticulum membrane; signal peptidase complex. The record is from RefSeq and is a predicted model, not a curated record. NCBI's taxonomy places the organism in Eukaryota, Metazoa, Chordata, Testudines, Emydidae.